Molecule: messenger RNA, 3472 nt
Organism: Heterotrigona itama
Lineage: Eukaryota; Metazoa; Arthropoda; Insecta; Hymenoptera; Apidae
Source: the annotation of a GenBank genome assembly
GCGAAUUAUUUUCAAUCCACAGAUCCAGAUCAUUCUUACACGGUGACAAUGUCAAUCGGUGACAAAUUAACUCUACGAUGCUCUUCGAGUUCGAACGCGGAGAACACCUGGUACAAAGGCAACGAGAUCUUCGAAUCAUCGUCACCGAGGAUACGAAUAAUGAAACAGUCGUUGAAGUUCAAGUACAUCGAGCCCGAGGAUGCCGAUUCGUACAGUUGUCUGGUCAAGUCGAACGCGACGCUCGAAUGGAGAAACGUGACGAUACGAAUCGAAUCGUUGCAGAACGAUGGAUACCAACACGAGGCCGAAAGAGUAGGGAGAAACGAAGAAGAGACGAACGAGUUGGAAAUCGAAGCGAGAAAUCUGCCAGAGACGCGAUCGUUGCACCUCGACAGCGAAAACGUGGAGGUCGACCUGGAUAACGAGAAACUGGAGAACGAGACCGCCGGUGAGCACAACAACACCGCCCCGGCGCGAGCACCGUCCUUCAACAAAACCGUGGAAAUGCCAAACGUGGUGGUGAAACCAGCUGGCAACAUGUUACGUUUACGGUGUCCAAGCUUUGGCAACCCAAGGCCGAACAUCACGUGGUACAAGAACAACGAAGAACCGAAACGGACGCUCGGCACGGUGGUCAUGUCCAAAUGGACGUUCAGAUUGGAGGAUCUAGUGCCUGAAGACAGUGGCAAUUACACUUGCGUGGUGUGCAAUGAGCUGGGAUGUAUCAAUCGCACGUCCAAAGUUGAAAUUGUCGAGCGUUUCCCUCAUAAACCAUACAUCAACGUGGAUUUCCCGAAGAACGUAACCGCGGUGGUGAACAGCACGGUGACAUUCAAGUGUCCGAUCGUGUCCGAUCUUGAACCGUAUAUACAAUGGCUGAAAGUAGUCGAAUAUCCUGGUGACCAAGAGAAAUCACCGACUGGGAUUCGUCUUCAGGCGGAAGGCGCCGAAAAUCCGGAAGUACUGAAACUGUACAACGUGACAGAAAAGGAUGAAGGUUGGUACAGCUGUAUCGCUCAAAAUGCAUUGGGCGAAACGUUUAGCACUCUGGAUCUGGGAAUACCACUGACUGCGAAACCACAGAUUCUCGUAAACGUUCUCGCCGCGGUUCUCUUCAUAUUCUUCGCCGUAGGCGUGGUGGUGGUUAUAUACAUUUUCCAUCGUCUGAAACGCGAGAAGAUGAAGAAGCUGCUGGCCAUAGAAACGGCACGCGCCGCAGUCGUAACUCAAUGGACGAAAAAAGUGAUCGUGGAGAAGCAGAAUUUGGUAAACGCGCAAAACGUCCAAGAACCAUACAUGUUGAUGAGGGAUUGCUGGAGCUACCAACCUAACGAACGACCAAUGUUUGGCGAACUGGUCGAGGAUCUCGAUAGGAUAUUAACGAUAACUGCAAACGAGGAAUACUUGGACCUUGGCCUGCCGCAACUAGACACACCGCCGUCCAGUCAAGAAUCCAGCGAGGCUGACGAUGACGAGGGUGAAGAAAAAUUCCCCUAUCUACUGUGAAUAAUCCCGACGAACGAUUGGUAUUCGCCGAAAAAUUUGUAAAAUUCUCUUAAAGCUGAAGAGGGAAGAAAACGAAGAUCUAGAAAGAACGACAAACGAAACACGAGAAAGAAGAAGCGGAAAUAAAAUGAAGAACAAAACGAACGAAAAUCACGAGUAAGGAAAGACUAUCUUGCAGCCGAAGAACGCUGUAAGAACGGAAAUCAAUCGACUGAUCUAACGAACACGCCAAAUAAUAUAAAUCAGUAUUGAAUUGUUUAGCGCGUAUUCCGUAGAAUUAAGAAAGAAGAAGAAAAAGAAGAAGGAAGAAAAUAUCGAUCGAGGAAGAAUACUCCGGCCUUCGAGAAGAGACUGAUUUUCUUACGAAAAAUAUUGUAUUUAUUUUCCUCUUAUCUUCGUGUCCUGGGAAAUCGAUUACUAUUAUGGAACACACGCGUUUGUUCCACGUUUCGUGAUUGUAACACACUCGUAUUUCGAAAACUUUGCUGCACACCUGAACCAGAUUUGCAGCCAAAAGAAUAAAUACAAUAAAAAAAAAUUAAAUUUACUACAAAAUGUUCACGUUCAAUUUUGUACAUCUUAUACUACCGUGCCAUUGAUAAGUGCCUUGGACAAAAGAAACGAUAGAGAAGAGACCUAGAGAUGAAGAAAAGUUCCACCAGGGCUUCUUGUAUUCGUUAAUAUGAAGAGAAGAGAAGAAACACGUGUGUAUAUAUAUACAUGGUGCACAUCAGGUUUGCACGGAAGAUUCCUAAUUCACAGAGGAUCAUCUGGAAAAGUGUUUAUAACUAGUCAAUUAAUAAACUUGUACGUUUCUCUGUAACAUAGCUCAGUUAUUAAAGUAUAAUGAUACAUAUGUACAUGUAUUACGCCAGCGUUUCUACGUGAAUUGUGGACGUUAGUGAAUAACAAGCGUGGAUCUAAUUUUUGUAAAAAUAUUGUAGAUCGUAAGUGAAUACAGUUUUUUAAUAAAACAACGAAUUUUUGAUGUUAAACAUUCACAAACAGAAGCGUCGUCGUCGAGAAGAGAUGAAUACGAAAGAGUCGUACUAUUCAAUGAUUAUAUAUUGUUAAUACGACGAAAGAUAACUUUACAUUAGAUAAAUAGACUGCAGAUUUUUAUACAAUUUUUGUGAAUAUAAUCAAAGAAAUGUAGCCUGAGGAGAAAAUUAUGUCCUAUGCUAAACACUGUAACAAGUAUUUCUAUUUUCAUUGUGUUAUAUAUUUCAUGUUGUACUUGUUGCAUUUUCUGCAUUUUUGCAAGCUGAAAUCUCCCAAUAAGUGUAUAAAAAUUCGCAGUCUAAUGACAAAUAUAAAAAAGAAAGAGAUGGAAAAAAAAUUCGUUGCAUCGUCUACGUGGAUGUAAAAUGCAUAAGAUGUAUAAAUGGUGCAUGCGAGAGGUGCUUAGUAGUAGAUAAUUUAUUUCUCUGUAUAUUGUUACUUAGGAUUGUAUUCUAGUAUGUCGUUAACACAUUUUCUCUUUGUAUAAUUGCAGAACAAAUGAGGCGAGAUACGUGUAAAAUAUAUAAAAAGGAUUUAUCAGUUGAUCAACGAAAACAAUAUGUAAAAACGAUAAAAGAUUUUCUGUACAUAGCACCAGUUUGUUUAUUUAAAAGUUUUCUCGACUUUCUUUUUCGUUCUUGUUUCGUUACCCAGCACCUAAAGGUAGCCAGUAAAUCAGCAUUUACCAAGGUAGAUGUAGAUUAUGUAUGUAUAGUCUGCGUAAGUAUUGGAUUAUUAUUGUAACGUGAGUUUCGUCUCGAAUAAACUACUGGAAACUGUACUCACAUCAUUCGAUCCCUACGUUUAUUAUUUCCAGAUGUUUUCGCAUGAUUUGUGCAAUUUUCAUGGAUCUUAUUUGUUAAACGUAUGAACUUAAAAUUCUGAGGAUGGAGAAAUAUCAAAUGAAUUUUCAGAACAUAAAAAUUAUUAUUUUAAAUCGAGGCUAUUGAAUUUGAAAAUGCUG